UAUGUGGUCAACGUUCCUGCACGGAACACAUGAUCUGGUGUACGUGCCACGGAAAAGCUGUCGGAAUCAUAGAAAAACAAACAUAAACCUUCUCAUAAAAAACAACAACAUAAACCUUCUUAUAGAAAAACAACAGCAAACAUAAACCUUCCCAACAUGGCAGAGACUCACAGUUUGCAGGACAUUAGACAACAAGCUACAGUUUCUGCCAAAGUCUUCAUACAGAGAGAUUAUACCAAUGGCACUGUGUGCCAGUUCCAAACCAAGUUCCCCGCUGAGCUGGAGACCAGGAUCGACAAACAGCAAUUUGAGGAGACGGUGAGGACGUUGAAUAACCUGUAUGCUGAGGCAGAGAAGCUUGGAAGCCAGUCUUAUAUUGAAGGGUGUUUGGCCUGCCUCACAGCUUAUACCGUCUUUUUGUGUAUGGAGACACACUACGAGAAGGUUUUGAAAAAGAUUGCAAAAUAUGUGCAGGAGCAGAACGACAAGCUCUAUUCCCCCAGAGGACUCCUGCUCACCGACCCCAUCGAGAGAGGCCUUCGAGUUAUUGAGAUCACUAUAUUUGAAGAGAGAAGCUUGACCAGAUAAAGGCUGCCAAGGAGUUGCUUGUUAGGCGGAGCGUCUGUGUCAGACCAACCCCCAAAUGACCUGGACUCUACUGCGUUUCUGCAAUCUACUACUUCAAGUAAUAUGUGUAAUAAUACAUUCAAGACUUGUUAUGGUGUUGCUGUUCCAAAUUGUCUCUUAUUGGGUUUAGUUAGCUCUUGUUUCGCUUUGUAAAUCAACAGCCUGUUUUACUUAGUCUGUUCAUAGUCCUCACUAAAUCUUUUCAAGCCAGGACUAAUUAGCUUUUGUCUGGCCUUGACCAGAUUUGAGCAAUUGUGGUAUUUUCCCCCUUCACUCAAAUUUGAAGAGUAAAGCCAAAACCAGAACACAAAACUUGUUUUUUUUUAGUAAAAAAAAUAAUAUUUAUGACUGUUAUAAAUCUGUGUCAGUCUGAUCAUUACCCCGAUGAACCUUUGAAUACUCCUUUUUUUCCACAAAACAAAUGCCGAUUGUUGUCAGACUUAGACAUUCCAGUCACGGCACCAGUUUAUAUUUAUAUUUUCCUUUGCCUUUAUUCAAAAGUUGUAGUAGUGUGAACAUGCUGUGCUCUCUUCUUACUGUGCAUGGAAUGUUCUUCGUAUUACUCAAGUGAAACUUGUCAUUUGUAUUCUGUGCCUUGAAUAGUGUUUUGGUAACUACUGUUGUCGUGUGACUCAAUAAGCAUCAUUUUUACUACCGUAGUCAGACAUGUUCCAGUCAGUGGACGCUCUGCUUUCAAUGUAUGAAUAUGAGCAGUUUUUAAAGUAAAAGUGACUGACGUUCCACAUCGAUAAGUUUCAGCUUAAACAACGAUCCGGAUGUUGCUUUAUUCGCCAUUUUAGUUAGUUAAUUAUAACAAAUACCUGUAGUCAUCCAGAGUUGUGGUUGCUACAUGUAACAGGAUCAAGUCAGAAGUGACUGUGCUGUAAUGUGGCCACACAACACACAAGUGUUGUGUUGGGUUGUGUGAACUGAUUGACAAAGACACAAAAUCAUUCACGACAAAUUUAACCUCUAAAGGCUUUAGUGGCCACAUGCGUGGACAGCACCUUUUAGCUCCUAUUUCCAAAAUUGUGUACACUGCUGAAUUGGGGUCUUAUGGCCACUUAUGUUAACACUUAUACUGCCAUCUGGUGGUGUAAAAAUAAAAAUUUGCAUGUCACUACACAUGAAGUACACGUUUGUGUACUUAUGGUCUAAGUACAUCAUAUAAAAAGAUGAUUUUUAGUUUUUAUUCUAAUUAGGGUCCAAUAAGCCCAAAUAGCAAAGAUACAUUUAAAAGAAGCAUGUAAACAAACAGCUUGGGCCUUAAGAGGUUUAAAUAUAUUUUUUCUGGUGGAGGCCCAUGUGGCUCAAAUCUAAAAUGCCGCUGAUUCUAGUACAAACAAUGAAUAUGUUUUUUUUCUGCACAGGGUGGUUUGAAAUACUUUAUAUUAAUUAUUUGAACCAUUCUAUUUGUUGGUUAAACACCUGUGUCGUUUAGCUCAUAUACAUUUGAAUGUGCGUAUAAAUUGACUUAAAUGACAUCUGCUUUGUCUGGUGGUUAUGUUGUGGACCUCAAAGGCGCAACAAAAAAAAUGCUGACUGCCUCUUGAGUGUGUACAUUUCUUUUGCUUCUACUUCAACUCUGAGGCAAUAGUGUAAACAUGUCUCUUAUACAAAUGAUUGAAUGGAUUCUGAUGCUAUGCAGCUAAUUAUUUUAUUAAUGCAUUCAUAGAUUACAUGUCAAUAAAAAUGUCUAUUAAAUUGUUGAAUUUGAACAUCCCCUCCCAAUUUCUCUAAAUAAAGUUUAAUGAAGCAAACAAUAGUAUGUAUUCUA
Messenger RNA from Nerophis lumbriciformis (worm pipefish), 2404 nucleotides. It is a transcript of the gene golga7, whose product is annotated as golgin A7. NCBI's taxonomy places the organism in Eukaryota, Metazoa, Chordata, Actinopteri, Syngnathiformes, Syngnathidae. The record is from RefSeq and is a predicted model, not a curated record. Gene Ontology annotation, biological process: peptidyl-L-cysteine S-palmitoylation; Golgi to plasma membrane protein transport; protein targeting to membrane. Gene Ontology annotation, cellular component: Golgi stack; palmitoyltransferase complex.